GAUUGGCUGCUACGAUAUCCGGUGUUUGCUGUUUUUCUGGCGUCGUUAGCAGAUGCUAUUUUAAACCGCACUGCCUUCGUGAGCAGUGGAUUAACAAGUCAAUCUUCGAAAAGGAGUAAGUCAAUAAUAAGAUACUUGGUUUUCGGCGGCCAUUUCACUGACGGCAUGUAAUGAAUGCAACCAGUUGGAUACGGAUAAAAAAGAUACGGUUGGUCGUAUCUAAAUGGGCUGAAUGUGCUGCUGCUGAGACUGUAACUGGAUAAACCAACUGAGUGAAGACAAGUUAGUGGUCCAACCAUUAUUCCGUCAAGUCGUCCGGUGAGAAUGUGUUGAUGAUGCUGAACAGCAGGGGGACCCCCGUCUCCUCCGCCCCCCGCUCAUCGAGACCUGCACCGGGUCCGUCCGUCCUGGGAGCCCCAACCGUCAACGGUACGCCUCGGUGAUGCGAAGGCACAUCUCGGGCAGAAGGGAAGGCCGAGCCCAAAACUGAGACUGGCGAUCUCUCGUGGAAGAGCUUAGCUACAAUGUUCUGUGAUGGAGCACAACCACCAAGAGAUUCUGACAGAUCCUGGUGGAGAACCUGUGCCGACAGCAGACCGGGAGAAUUCUGAGUCCAUCUGUCCAGAAAAGGAGCAGAGGACCUCCUGCAUGGUGAACGAGGAUCUGACCACUAAUGGUUCCUGGUUUCAGAGGUCCCUCUCGCGUUCCAUGCAGCGAGCUGAGUCUUUACUCAGAAGCACCUUUAACCCCAGUCUCAAGUGGCUGUUCCACGGGCGCAGUCAGGAUGAGGAAGAGGCAGAGGGACAUUUUGUGGUCGCUCACAAUCUGGUGUCCCGCUCCUCUGCACGUCUGCUGCAUCUGCAACAAGCUCUUCUGACCGUGGCCCCCCAGUGGCGGCCGGUCAGCCGGGCUCUCAAUGGAUCUCCACAGGUGUGUGUUAAAGGUGUCCCGGCCGAGGUGGGUGUUCUCCUGCGGGCCUCCUCCUCCGUCCUACAGGCGCACUACACGGCUCUGUGGAGGCUGCUGGAGCAGCGCUCCCUGCUGCUCUUCAUACACGAGUACAGCAGGAGGGCUCGCCUAGCCGCAGCCUACGUGUCCAGAAUGAGCCACCUCCUGGAGGAGUCCCACCGGACCUUCCAGCAGACACCGUCCUGCUGGCCUUCAUCCAGCGUUGGUCUCGGUUCCCUGAGUCAGGAGCUGCGGGUCCAUCUCAACCACUGGUCUUGUCUCUUCUCAAAGGUCCGCUCUGACCAUUACCUCAGACCAGCUCUGAUCCGGCACAGCCGGCUGCUGGGGGAAAUCAAACAGACUCUGGACUUACUCGGUCUGCAGGCACUGGUUUUGAUGGAACGUUACGUGCAUGUCAUUCUGUGUGCCAUAGCCCAGGCCGAAUUGGACUCUGUGCCGAGAGACGUCUUGGAGGAUAUUUUAGCUGGAACAGACCUGUACAACCAGGCAGUGGGAGAACAGAGAGUGCAGCGCAGCACCGCCCAGCUGAGGACUGCAGCAUUACAGCGGGCGCAGUUGUCCACACUGGACUGUAGUCUUCCAAACAGCAGAGGGCGACACCCUGCUGCCUUCACCGUCAAAGAGCUGAUGAGGAUUUUAGCGGUGCAUCAAGCAGACAUGGUAGCCAAGCAGCUGUACAGCUGUGCCUCUGAGCAGAGCUGUCCCGUCUGUCAGGUCCACACCAACCACGAGGCCUACGCAUGUUCUGUUAAAGCCGUUAGCCGGGGGCCCAGAUCCAGCUCUGGGACCUCUGCACUAAGACCCGAGUGGUCCUGGGAGCAGCUGCAGCACAUUUCCUCUCUGAUUCAUCAGCGGUCAUCGUCUAGUCACACGUGUCACAAAACUGUUUACAUCCCUGAGCCUCAUUUGGACAGUACUGUCUUUGAGCACCACCAUCCUCUGUUAGCAAAGGCCACUUUGGUCCAAAGCAGACCCGAGGGCUCUAACCAGGCCCAAACCAACCAGUGCCAAACACACACAUCCCACACGGGUCUAAUUCAGACCAUGGAAGCUUUGGACUUGGGUCGAACAAAUCUAGAAAGUUUAGAUAACCAUCAAAGAUUGCAGACCAUUUCACCCCCCUCCACCACCAGCACCCCCCAGCACCCCUCAGCCCCGCCUCCGUCAGGGGUUUGCCAACAGGACCCUUCCUGUGUAGAGCUCUUGUUUCAGGUGCUAGUUUCCUCCAAUGACCUGCUGGCUCCACUGGUGUCCCAUACGCCGGCCCCGGAGGCUCCACCUCAACCACUGCUCCCAGAUGCCAGGACAGAUGUGCUAUCACCAAACGGAAGGACCGACCAGAUGAUUUUAAAUGCUCCCAGGAUGAAUUCCGCUGAUUCAAUGGGCCGGAUUGGUCACAGGUCAGAGCCGAGCAACGUCCGAAAUGUGGAAGGACCUCAGCAGGAAUGUGCUGAAUUGAAACUACCAACCAGCCCAGGAACCGGGAGGGAUGCAGACGUGGCAAAUGAGGAGACCGCAGUGGAGCCGGACAGUCUUCGUUGGCCUCCUUCGGUCCAGUGGUUGGACCUGGGUCAGUCUCUGUUGUUUGUGGAUCUGUUCGGACAGUACCGCAGCCUGCUGUGGACCCUUUGCAGCAAGGCCUUGUGGCUGCAGCUGCAUGCGCCCCAAGCAGGAAACCGCGAGGGGAGCAUCAACCUCCAAGACAAACACGGGGGCCUCCAGAUCCUGCACAGGCUGAGUCGGGCUUCCAAGACUGAUCUGGUUCCAGAGGAGUGCAGCACCAUGCUGGAUGACUUCUGUCUCCAUCUGUUAGUUAUUACAGCACAUGCUCAGUGGGACUAUGAGGUGUGCAGAAGUUUAGGUUCAGCUCUGAAGGACAAGUGUCUUUCCCCUGUGAGUCAGAGUAGCAACUCUGCAACGCCGCCAUCGGAGCAAGAUGCAAAUGUGAUGAUGUCGUUGACUAUGGAGCACCUCCUGCUGCUCCCCCCUCCUCUCCUGUCCUCUCUGAGCUGCCUUCAGUCAGGUUCUUCUAGCAUCUCCCCUUCCAGGCUGCCUCUCCAUAGAAUCACGGUUAGCUUGGUGUUAGCCACAGUGCAGCUGUCCAGGGUCUGGGUCAUGUCCAAGGCCCACCAGUUCCUCUCUUCAUGGAGCCUCAACAAGUUCCUGCUCAUCACACAGGGAGACCUCAAAGGGCUGAGAGAGUCAAUAGAGAUGAUGGUGCAUCAGACGAAGACCCUGAAGAUGAAUUUAGAUAGGAAGCAGCCUUCCACUCUUCAUAGCCACAACCAGCUUCUGCUGAUGCAGCAACUCGUGGCCCUGGACACGACUCUAUCCGAGCUGCAGACCUUCUCUUCUCUGGUGCUGAAGACCUUCUCCAGCGACUGCAAGCGGAUGUCAGGGGAGAUCUUUGAACAGACUAUGCCUUCUGCUGUACACUGGAGACCCAGUCUCAGGACCGGUUUUCCCAGUUGUCCCAGUGAGUACGCGUCUUUGGCAGCUCAGACUGUGAUCGGUCAGGUUUUAGAGGGGGUGGCACCAUUGUCUGAUGAUGCCCGUAUCCAAGCGCUCAGUAUAACAAUGACCGCUUUCAUGGAGGCGUGGAUGGAACACAUCCUGAAACAGAGGAUCAAAUUCAGUGUGCAAGGAGCCCUCCAGCUGAAGCAGGACUUUGAUUCCAUCAGAGACUUGAUCCAGUCAGACAAAUACGGCCUGUCGGCUGAACUCCACCAACGGCUGCUCAGCCUCAGAGUUUUUCAACAAGUGGACUCAGCAGUGGUGUGUCUGCUCCAGCAGCCACAGGCCAGACCGUACCUGCAGUCCAGAGCCUGGGAGCCUUUCACGCGCUGCUGCCCAACCAAAAGGAGCAGAGACCGCCUUGAUGCAGCAGUGGGGAGCAGUAUCACCAACCUGAGGUGUGUGGAGGGGGAGAACCUGACUCUGUCUAACCCGUCCGUUGUGGCGGCCGACGUCCCUGCAGUGAACCCUUCCAGUCCUGGAGAGCCUUACCUUGCUCCAAGUGUAGCUCUGGGGGUUGCUCAGCGGGAAUGGUUGGACCUGAGGAUCCAGGGCAGUGCCCGUCGCUGGAGGCUGCCGGGUCUGCAAUGUCUCUCAAAGUCUGAGACCUGAAUACACACACACGAACCUCUCUGGCUUUUUGGUUUCGUGUCCAAAAGCAUUUUGUAGAAACCUGUUAAAAAUGAUUUUACUCUAAUGUAUAUUUUUGAAAAUGAGACGUCUACUUUUGAAAUAUCUAAAACAAAUUUAUAUAUUAGUCUAUUUAUAUUCAUUAUGAAAAGCUAUUUUUUAUUCCUGAAUAAAAUACAGAAUAUCAUUUGUGAAA
Gasterosteus aculeatus aculeatus (three-spined stickleback) is the source of this 4309-nucleotide messenger RNA. RefSeq names its product coiled-coil domain containing 142 (gene ccdc142). The record is from RefSeq and is a predicted model, not a curated record. NCBI's taxonomy places the organism in Eukaryota, Metazoa, Chordata, Actinopteri, Perciformes, Gasterosteidae.